UGAAUGAAACUUUUGACUAUAUUUCUACAGUAUUAUUAGGGGUCCUACGAAUGACGCAGGAACCCUAUUGUUUUUGUUAGCAUUAUUAGGGGUCCUAGGAAAUCCUUAGGAAACCUAUUGUUUUUGUUAGUAUUAUUAUUAUUGUUAUUAUUAGGGGUCCUACGAAAAGGAACCCUAUUGUAAUCAUUAGUUUUAUUAAGGGUACUACGAAAUCUGUAGGAACCCUAUUGUAAUCAGUAGUAUUAUUAUCUUCCUGACUUUUUGGCUCCAAAAGCUUUUUGGGCCAGAAUAACACAUAGGGGGUGCUAUAACAAGGCCUGGAAGUUCAGCUUUUCAACGGGCUGCCAUUACCACUAGGAAGGUGCAAUAUGCAUGAAAUUUGUUAUACUUGACCUAUUCGUCAUGAUUAACAACUUUGAAACUGCAACCCAUAAGGUCAGACCAUUUGGAUAGAGUGUAUUGACCACAACUUGACCAAACACCCACACUCCAACAUAUUUGCUGCCAGAGAUGGUAAGAGCUGAAAAAAUUCAUAGCAAUAAGGCGAAGGACAGCAGAGAAAUACAUUUUAAAGUCAAAUACAUGCAUAUGUAAACACCUCUACAACACAUUUGAACAGCUCUAACAUUGUGUCCAAAACAGGUUGGCCCAGUUGUCGAAUAUUAUUAAGAGGAGAUUACAAAGUAUACCGAUGCCAAAUUUGAAGACUAUAUCUAAAAAAAACGAACAAAAACAUUUGUAUGAAGUUCUCCUUUCUGAACCGUGGCCUCUCUACAGUUUUAUUAUUGUUGGGCUGUUCCAUAGUCAAGUGACUAGAUGUAUUCUCAUUGUUGUUAUGUGUGUCCAUUCCAUAUUAGGCUUAUAUCCUUACCCCCAAACCUCUUCUUCCAGGUCUUGCUUCUCAUUAGCAUUCCAAUAGAAUGAAUGAAUCUGUGAAUGAAUAUAUACAUAGAUAUCUAUGUGAAUAAAUGUCCCUCACACAGGCCCUCUGUGCAAAAGCGCAAGCGGACCGUGAGCAGUGACAGUGGGCAGGUUGUGGUGUUGUCCUCUGCAGACCAGGAAGAAGCUGCCAUGUUAGAACAGGGAGCCACACAGACGGACCAAGAGAGAGGUCGGACCUUUAUGGAGGCCAUCAGCGAGAAGUACAGCCCCGAGAACUUCCCCUACCGCCGGGGGCCCGGCAUGGGGGUGGUGGUGGUACCGGUGGUCGCCCCCCAGGGCUCCCCUAUGAGAGAUCGGCUGAACCUGCCCAGUAUCCUGGUGUUGAACGGUAGUGGGAUCUCCCGGGCUGGGGACCAGGGCGAGAUCGCAGCCUUCUGUGCUCACGUCAUUGAGCUGGACCUGUCUCAUAACACGCUCCAGGACUGGAGGGAGAUCAGUAAGAUUGUCUCUAACAUCCCCAACUUGGACUUCCUCAACCUGAGCUUCAACCCACUGGCGAGCGUAGCGCUGGGGCCUGUCUGUGGCGAGGCCUUCUGUGGUGUGCGGCGUCUGGUUCUCAACAACACACAGGUGUCCUGGGACACGGUCUUCACCCUCACACGAGACAUGCCUGAGCUUGAGGAGCUGUUCCUGUGCCGCAACAAGUACGACAGUGUGCUGGCCGCUGCCACGCCCUGCCCUACGCUGCGCCUGUUGCACAUCACCGACAACAGUCUCCAGGACUGGGAGGAGGUACGCAAGUUGGGCUCCAUCUUCCCCAGCCUGGACACCCUUGUGAUGGCCAACAACAACCUGGCAUCCAUACAGGACAGUGGGGUGGUCCUGGAGGGCCUCUUUCCCAACCUGCGCAGCAUCAACCUGCACAACUCAGGUCUGAACCGGUGGGAGGACAUCGAGAAGCUCAACUCCUUCCCUAAGCUGGAGGAGGUGCGUCUGCAGGGCAUCCCCCUACUGCAAACCUACACCAACACAGAGAGACGCAGCCUCAUGGUCGCUCAACUUCCCUCAAUCUCUUCACUGAAUGGCAGUGUGGUGAGCGCCGGUGAACGAGAAGACGCAGAGCGCUUUUUCAUCCGUUAUCACCUGGAUUACCCAGAGGAAGAGCUCCCGUACAGAUACCACUGCCUAGUGACAAAGUACGGCAAACUGGAGCCGCUGGCAGAGAUAGACCUCCGACCCCGAUGCCUUGCCCUGGUGGAGGUGCACUGCGAGGACAAGGUUGUACAGAAGCCGAAAAACUAUCAGGUGAACGUGCGCUUGGACCAGACGGUGGCGGAACUGAAGAAGCAGCUGAAGGACGUGGUCCAGCUGCCCACCAACCACAUGAGGGUCUACUACAUCGACAAGGACCUUUGCUGCGUGUUCGGCCCAGAGGAGAUGAAGUACAGCACGCGGGCGCUGCACUCCUACAGCAUCCGCGACGGGGACGAGAUCCUGGUGGUGCCCAAGACAAAAUGAGCCACGCGCUUGUUUAUAUCCUCCCCCCAAGCUCCAGGUCUCAAUAUCCCACGCUAUUGGAUGAAAAAAAGAGAAAGGACGGACUGAUUGUUUCACUGGUUCAAUUGCUAAGUUAUUUAAUAAAAGGCACAGUUAAAAUGGGAUAGGUGUGACACGCAGGUCAAAGUUGAGGUAAAUAAUGCAGGAAACGGUUCCAAAAUGGAAUGCAGGCUGGUUGACUGCUGAAUUAGCAGAACCACCAAUCCGGAGGUAAGGAGUUCCUAUUAGAUAAUAUCCUCUCUAGACUUUUUCGAAAUCCCAGUCUUAAACAUAAAGGGAAUUUCUGGAAUGUUUCUGUGUAAAAAAUGGAGACCAAGCUACAAGUCAGGAUGGCGGAGCAGCGACCAGGAAGGCAGAAGCAGAAGGCCGUUGGAAACUGGUGCACCAGCAAAUCUCAGCUCUGUCCAAGCUGUUAGUCUACGGCUUAUCGCACCUUUACGGGCAUCAAAGACCACCAGCUGGCCCAUCUGUCACCCAAACCCUACUCAAACUAGUUGGCUAUAUUGUCAUAUAUUUAUUUAAAAACGAUGGUUGUUUGUUUUUUGAAUCUGCACUUUUAAGUGAAAAGAAAGAUUAUCAGGAAGAGCAGCGUGUCUUAAUAAUAAUGUGUGACAUUGCAUCAUUACAAACCAAUACACACACACACACACACACACACACACACACACACACACACACACACACACACACACACACACACACACACACACACACACACACACACGUAUAUUCACACUUAUAUGAACGACAACCACCUGUGCUGUACACACAAACAUACACAACUGCACAGCAUAUUAGGUUGUGUCCUAUUCUAUCCCUGCUCCAGCCAUCUCAGUCUGGGUUCCUUCAUCUCUGUCCUGAAUGACAUCAAGUAAUUAAGGACAUUAAGGUCCAUUUAAUACAUUAUACAUAUUAUGUACCAUUUAUAUAGAUCAUAUCGAGUUUAACAAUUAUAAGAACAUAAGAUGCAGGAUGGGCAGAUAUUAUUUGAUUAACUAUCAUAUCAUGCAACAUAAACACAGGGAAAAGCACCCUGUGUUUAUGUUGUAUGAUAAUAUUGUUAAUCAAAGGAUAUCGGCCAAUCCUAUAUGUAUAAUAUAUGUAUAAUGUAGACAGAUAUAGGCAAGCUGUCCUCAUAUGGGCUCAGGCUCUGAGCUCUGUUGACAUUGAAAUCUGUUGAUCUUCUUUGUUGGUUGCCAAUUUUAAUACAUAUUUCAAUAAUAGGAGAGUAACAGUUCCAUUAUUUUUCAUGAAUGAAAUAUUAUAGCCAUGAUAAUGUUAUCACAUCAUAUAGAUCAUGUAUUUAUCUCAGACUGCCUUUCAGUGUUUACAAUAAUCUAGCAGAUCUUUGUGAACUCAUCGUUUCCUUAAUUUGCUUCACUAUAUUUGUUUACUUUGAUCAAACAAGGCAUGCAUUUUUAUUUUGACUGAAUCCCUUCCUGGCCCUACAGAGCAAAAAGACUCCCUAGCCACAGCUGUGUUAUCUUCCCCAAAGCCAAGCUCAUUGAUUAUUUUUCUGGAAUAAGUGUGUCACCAUUUCUUUGAAUAUCAACAUAAAGAAAAGCUUUUGAAAGAAAAGGAUGACAAAGUGGGCCCAAACCACAAAUGCCUCCAUUUAAGCAUACAUUAAAUUGUUCAUUGAAAGUAUGCUUCUUUUUAUUUGCUUGACAACUUUGUAUUUGUUUGAUUGAUUUACAGCAUACAAUAAGUGUUAUUGUAUGCCCGCCACAAGUAUGAUUCAGGAUGCCUGAAUUUGUAUUUUUGUGAGAGGAAAGUAUGACCAUAAGGUCACAUUCAUUCACACAAAGCCCUUUUAAGGUGUUUGGCAUGUCUACCGUUAUUGUUUUGAGAUCCCAGCUUGUUUUUAUUUAUCAAUUUAUGGAAUCCAUUAUUUACUGGACUUUUUAUGAAAACGAUUCAUGUUUUUCAUUUUAAUGUAUUAAAAUCAUAUAAAGAUGUAUUUAUUUAAUAUAUUUAUGUUUGUUACUCAAUUUGGAGUAUGCUUUAAUUUAUUUAAGUUAUUGAUUUUGUGUGCGAGGAUCCGACCUGUUACAAUACUAGAACAUGAUAUUUAUCAGAUCAUCUAGAGUUCCAUUUUGUUGCACAAUAUCAGCCUUACCACAUCAACACUCACACACAGCUUUUAGCAGGUAUUUGAUUUAGUCUUGAUAUAUUAAUAUGUAUUCCCAUGAAGACUUGAGUGAAAUACCUUGCUUCCACACAUAGCCACACCUACUAGGUAACUAUUUUAACGUCUAUUUGCGCUGACAGUGUUGCCUUUUUAACUCAAAGUGCUCCUUUUUGCAUUUAAGCACUAGAUGAUCAUAGAUGAUCACUAGAUGAUAGGUCCUCUCGGGCUGAUCCAUCGAUCACUUUGCAAUGAGCACUUCCAUUUUGGACGUAAAGGAGCAUAGGAAUGUUGUUGAUAGUGAUGAUGUUUUGGUCAUUAUGGAAAAUGUUGGUGUUUGAAAGUGCCACCGUGUGUAUUAUGCAGGAUGUGGUGAAACAAAGUUUUCAUCUGCCCAGUUUAAGGUAUAUUUAUAUUUAUUUUAUUAUUAUUUUAUUUUACAUUACUAUAACUCAUAAGUCAACAUACAACACCAUGAUGCAUUCUGAUGUACAAGCUCUAUUAAUCUGUAUGUACUCAAUUCACUCAGCUAUAAUACAUGACUACAAUGGAUGUGCGUGUUAAAAUGUAUUCUUAAUAGCCUUCUCAGAAUCAUUGCUUCUCAUGCUGAGGUAAAAUGCAUCAUAGAAUGGUAAUAAAAUCUCAAUCUCCUUGCA
This is a messenger RNA of Gadus macrocephalus (Pacific cod), 5223 nucleotides long. Its product is annotated as tubulin-specific chaperone cofactor E-like protein. Bases 937 to 2400 code for a protein of 487 amino acids. The transcript has 10 exons. The record is from RefSeq and is a predicted model, not a curated record. Gene Ontology annotation, molecular function: alpha-tubulin binding. Gene Ontology annotation, biological process: protein folding. Lineage: Eukaryota; Metazoa; Chordata; Actinopteri; Gadiformes; Gadidae.